UCGAUACGGCUGCUAGCCGAGCGGAGCCGAUGGCGUUUAUGUCGCUACACCACGUGUUGAGUGGUUGAGUUGUGAGGAUAUCACAUGGCAAAGAAAACCUUCUGAAGAAAAUGUAUGAGAUAAAUAAUUAAUUGUAUAUUCUUUAAUUGUGUAUGCGAUAAAGAUGAAGCAACUGUCAGAGGAAAGAACAAAACUCGUAUUCGAGAAGCUAACUAAAUAUAUUGGCCCUAAUGUAAAGAAUUUGAUAGAUCGGCCAGAUGGUAUAUAUUGUUUUCGGGAAAAGAAAGACAGGGUAUAUUAUGUAUCGGAAAAGAUUUUAUCUUUAGCGAAUAAUGUAGGACCUGAUCACUUAUUAAGCUUAGGUACUUGCUUUGGUAAAUUCACAAAAUCGGGAAAAUUCAAGCUACAUAUUACUGCAUUACAUUAUUUAGCACCUUAUGCACAACAUAAAAUCUGGGUAAAGCCUUCGGCAGAACAACAAUUUCUAUAUGGACAUCAUAUUACGAAAUCAGGCCUUGCUCGUAUAACAGAAGGCACUUCUCAGUAUCAAGGCGUUGUUGUAUUUUCUAUGAAUGACUUACCUUUGGGAUUUGGUGUUGCUGCAAAAAGUACAGCAGAUUGCAAACACGCGGAUCUCAUGCAAACAAUUUGCUUCCAUCAAGCAGAUAUUGGAGAAUAUAUUCGUUCAGAAGACACGUUACUGUAGCAAAAACAUCUGUUUUUCUUUUUAAAGGAAACAUCUAAUUUAUACAGUCAAUUUUUAACUCUUUCUUAUUUUAUAACAUAUAUUUAAGAAUAAUCUUAUGAUAAAAUAUAUUACCUAUAUUAAUAUUAAACAGAUAGUAUGUAAUUGUCAUUUUGUUACAUAAAAGAUUAAAACAUUCUUUACCUCCAUUACAUUCGUCUAUAAUUUUAUUAUAAACAGAUUUUGUGCAAUACAAAUUUGAUUUUUAUCA
Molecule: messenger RNA, 956 nt
Organism: Pogonomyrmex barbatus (red harvester ant)
Lineage: Eukaryota; Metazoa; Arthropoda; Insecta; Hymenoptera; Formicidae
Product: 60S ribosome subunit biogenesis protein NIP7 homolog
Biological process (GO): ribosome assembly
Cellular component (GO): nucleus
Molecular function (GO): RNA binding
Source: RefSeq, a predicted model, not a curated record